GCAAAGGGUCGAUGUUGAAGCUGUACAUCUGAGAUUAACUACCAAAUAUCAUGACCAUGGGGAGGAUCAUAUUCUAUGAGGACCGCGACUUCCAGGGUCGCUCCUAUGAGACCAGCAGUGACUGCCCCGAGCUCACCUCCUACUUGAGCAGGUGUAACUCCUGCAGGGUGGAGAACGGCCUCUUCAUGGUCUACGAGAAGCCCAACUUCAUGGGCCACCAGAUGCUGGCGAGGAGGGGCGAGUAUCCAGACAACCAGCGCCUGAUGGGAACGAGCAUGAGCGACUGCAUCAGAUCCUGUCGCAUGAUCCCCACGCACAGGGGACCCUUCCGAGUGAGGGUCUAUGAGAGGGAGAACUUCGGAGGCCAGAUGCAAGAGCUGAUGGACGACUGCGACAACAUGAUGGAUCGCUUCCGCAUGUCCGACUUCCAGUCCUGCAACGUGUUGGAAGGCCACUGGCUGAUGUUCGAGCAGCCCAACUUCAGAGGCAAGAUGCUGUACCUCAGGCCAGGAGAGUACAGGAACCUCCGCGACAUCGGGAUGAGCAACACGACAAGGUUCAGCUCCAUCAGACGGAUCAUGGACUCCUGUUGAUCUAAACUAUGAAUGUACCAUGUGAAAAACAAAUAAAGCAAAGCUGAAAUCCA
Messenger RNA from Scophthalmus maximus (turbot), 646 nucleotides. RefSeq names its product gamma-crystallin M3. NCBI's taxonomy places the organism in Eukaryota, Metazoa, Chordata, Actinopteri, Pleuronectiformes, Scophthalmidae. Gene Ontology annotation, molecular function: structural constituent of eye lens. The record is from RefSeq and is a predicted model, not a curated record. The transcript has 3 exons. Bases 51 to 593 code for a protein of 180 amino acids. Gene Ontology annotation, biological process: visual perception; lens development in camera-type eye.